Lethenteron reissneri (Far Eastern brook lamprey) is the source of this 8966-nucleotide messenger RNA. RefSeq names its product ephrin type-B receptor 1-B-like. Lineage: Eukaryota; Metazoa; Chordata; Hyperoartia; Petromyzontiformes; Petromyzontidae. Gene Ontology annotation, cellular component: dendrite; plasma membrane. Gene Ontology annotation, molecular function: ATP binding; transmembrane-ephrin receptor activity; protein binding. Gene Ontology annotation, biological process: protein phosphorylation; axon guidance; ephrin receptor signaling pathway. The record is from RefSeq and is a predicted model, not a curated record.
UAGCGCUGAAUUUCAUGACGGGCGCAUGCAGCAGAGUGGGAAGGAGCGUCAAGUUUGUGGGCUCAUCUCUUACGCGGUUUUUUAUGUUCGGGGCUCCGAAAACAUGGAUUGCUUGCUCCUCGUCUUGCUGCUGCUGCUCGUCCCCGCCAGCCACGGCGUGGAAGAGAUUCUCAUGGACUCCACGUUUGCCACGUCCGAGCUCGGAUGGCUGGCUCAGCCGGGGAACGGGUGGGAAGAGGUGAGCGGCUACGACGAGAAGAUGAACGCCAUCCGCACCUACCAAGUGUGCAACGUGUUCGAGCCGAACCAGAACAACUGGCUGCGCACCGACUACAUCGAGCGCGGCGGCGCUCAGCGCGUAUACGUCGAGAUUAAGUUCUCGGUGCGCGACUGCAGCAGCAUCCCCAACGUGCCGGGCUCGUGCAAGGAGACCUUCAACCUCUACUACUACGAGGCCGACGGCGACACGCAGGGCAACGGCGGCGGCCCGCACUGGACCGAGAGCCCGUUCGUCCGCGUGGACACCAUCGCGCCCGACCAGAGCUUCUCCGAGGUGGACAUGGGCGGCAAGGUGCUGAAGAUCAACACGGAGGUGCGCAGCUUCGGGCCGCUGACGAGGCGCGGCUUCUACCUGGCCUUCCAGGACUACGGGGGCUGCAUGUCGCUCAUCACCGUCAAGGUCUUCUACCGCAAGUGCCAGCGCGUCGUGCAGAACUUCGCCGUGUUCGGCGAGACGCUCACGGGGGCCGAGAGCACGUCGCUCGUGAUCGCGCGGGGCACGUGCGUGCCCAACGCCGAGGAGAACGACAUGCCCAUCAAGCUCUACUGCAACGGCGACGGCGACUGGAUGGUGCCCAUCGGGAGCUGCACCUGCCGCUCCGGUUACGAGCCCUCUGAGUCGCGCACGACUUGCAAAGCGUGCCCUUCGGGUACUUUCAAGGCGAGCACCGGACUGGGGUCCUGCCUGGCAUGCCCGGCCAACAGUCGCACGCCGGGAGAGGCGUCCAUGAGCUGUGUUUGCCGCAACGGGUACUACCGGGCAGACAAGGACCCCGCGGAGACACCCUGCACGAGCCCACCGUCCGCUCCGCGGGACGUGACGGCCGUGGUGAACAAGACGUCGCUCACCCUGGACUGGGCCCAGCCGCGCGACCUCGGCAGCCGAGACGACGUCCUCUACAACGUGGUGUGCCGCCGCUGCACGGACACGCGGCGCCUCAACUGCGGCCGCUGCCUGGAGCCCGUCGAGUUCGUGCCGCGGCAGCAGGGCCUCUCGGAGACGCGCGUCUUCAUCAGCGGGCUGCUCGCUCACACGCCGUACACGUUCGAGAUCCAGGCGGUGAACGGCGUGUCGGAGCGCAGCCCCUACCCGCCGCAGUCGGUCGCCGUCAACAUCACCACGAACCAGGCCGCCCCCUCACAGGUUCCCAUAAUGCACCACGUGAGCUCCACGAUGAGCUCCAUCAAGCUGUCGUGGCCUCAGCCCGAUCAGCCCAACGGCAUCAUCUUGGACUACGAGCUGCGCUACGGUGAAAAGAAUCAGGACUAUCACAACUCGUCCACCGUGAAGAGCCAGACAAACACGGCGGUGGUGGACGGCUUGAAGCCCGGCACCAUAUACAUGUUCCAAGUGCGCGCUCGCACGGAGGCCGGUUUCGGCAAGUACGGUGGCAAGAUGCUGUUCCAGACGCUCACCUCAGAAGACAGGGAAAACAUGAUACGAGAGCAGAUCCCGCUGAUCGCCGGCUCAGCCGCGGCUGGGAUCGUCUUCAUUGUGGUCAUCGCCGUCAUCAUCAUCGUUUGCAGCAGGCGGAGAUAUGAAAGGGCAGAUCCAGAAUACACUGACAAACUUCAGCAUUAUACUGGUGGUCAUGGUCACAAGAUAUACAUUGACCCGUUCACGUACGAAGACCCGAAUGAGGCAGUGCGAGAGUUUGCGAAGGAGAUUGACGUCUCCUGUGUGAAGAUCGAACAGGUCAUUGGAGCAGGCGAGUUCGGGGAGGUGUGCAGCGGGCGUCUGAAGCUUCCGGGCAAGCGCGAGAUGGCGGUCGCCAUCAAGACGCUCAAGGCCGGCUACACGGAGAGGCAGCGGCGUGACUUUCUGAGCGAGGCGAGCAUCAUGGGCCAGUUCGACCACCCCAACGUGAUCCACCUGGAGGGCGUGGUCACCAAGAGCCGCCCAGUCAUGAUCAUCACCGAGUUCAUGGAGAACGGAUCCCUCGACUCCUUCCUGCGGCAAAACGACGGGCAAUUCACAGUGAUCCAGCUCGUGGGAAUGUUGCGGGGCAUUGCGGCCGGCAUGAAGUACCUCGCAGACAUGAGCUACGUACAUCGAGAUCUGGCAGCACGCAACAUCCUUGUCAACAGCAACCUGGUGUGCAAGGUGUCUGACUUUGGCCUCUCGCGCUUUCUGGAGGACGACACCUCCGACCCAACCUACACCAGCGCCAUGAGUGACGGAUUCGUGCGUCUUCGUUGCUGCACGCAGGGCGGGAAGAUCCCGAUCCGGUGGACGGCACCAGAAGCGAUUCAAUAUCGCAAGUUCACGACGGCCAGUGAUGUGUGGAGCUACGGCAUUGUCAUGUGGGAGGUGAUGUCAUACGGAGAGAGGCCCUACUGGGACAUGAGCAACCAGGACGUGAUUAACGCCAUCGAGCAGGACUACCGGCUGCCGGCACCCAUGGACUGCCCAGCCGCCCUUCACCAGCUCAUGCUCGACUGCUGGCAGAAGGAGCGCAAUGAAAGGCCCAAAUUUGGCCAGAUCGUCAACACCCUGGACAAACUCAUUCGCACACCGGCCAGCCUCAAGACCGUCGCCUGCGUCACACCGGGUAUCUCACAGCCACUUCUGGACCGGUCGGUGCCUGACUUUGCCAGUUUUGGCUCGGUGGAUGAGUGGCUGGAUGCCAUCAAGAUGGGUCGCUACACGGACAACUUUGCCAGUGCCGGCUUCACCUCCUUUGACCUGGUCUCCCGCAUGACUGCCGAGGACAUCUUAAGGAUAGGAGUUACCCUGGCUGGACACCAGAAGAAGAUCCUCAACAGUAUCCAGACAAUGAGGGUGCAAAUGAACCAGAUCCAAACGGUGCAAGUCUGAGGACAUCACAGCAGAUUCCUGAAAAGAGAAAUUCGAAGAGCCGGUGGAAAUCUGCUGUGUGCCACUGGCGGAUGCCACGAUGAGACACUUCCAAAAUCAAUCGCAGUACAUUUAUUUUGAUGUCAACAGAUGUGCCAUGAUGGGAAAAUGCACACAUCUGAGCUAAAGACAUUCACUAAAGCGUACAGAAAUACAUCCGGCUGUUAAACUGAAUACACUUGAUCACGUCAACGUUGAGAUCAUUCAUGAAGGCACCUGUGAGUUCAUAGUACUUGUUUUUUUUUCUCCCAGCUGGAAAACAUCAUCUGUGCGGUCUUUGCUCAUUACGUGACAUCGUCUGGACAUUCUUUAGUGGUUAAUGUCAUUAGUGACGUUGAUGUGUGAUAGAUGUCAAGACUGAGAUCUUUCAGAAGAUUUCUUUACCAUCUCAAGAACCUUCCACGUACAACCGAGAAGUCUCACGGGGGUUCUUUGGAGGGCGUUACAAGAUCACAGAUGCAUGUAUCAACGCUUUAUAAUAUUUCACCAAUAUAUAGGAAUUAAAAAUAAGUAAAAAAAAAACAAAUAAGCCGAAAAAAAUAUCACGAAAAAAUACAAAUGGUUUUGUUUUUCCGUCUUCAAGUUACUUGCGAGCAGGACACUUCAAGGGGACCUCUAAAAGACCUAAUUGUGGAAGGUCGUAGGUGAAGCAUUGUUUAAUGGUGUCUCGAAAGGACAAUUCCAGAGGAAGGACGUGCUGCUGUACGACACAGGAGCUAACGAGCGGCAGCGUCUUCGCUGCGCGAGUGCAUUGCGCGUGGGUGCACGGCGCGCACACACACGGGGAGAGAAGGGUUCUGCUCUGGCCACGUCGGGCACCAAUGCCGUUCCGCUAAACGUCAAUUCUUAGGCAACGAAGCAAAGAGAGAUGCAACAACUCUAGAAACAAUGCUGUCCGCAGCAGCUGCUUAGAACUUGGUUGAUCAACUUCACCGUCAAGCGGCUAUUAAUAUUGCUGCCUAAUUAUUAUUGUUAUAAUCGUUUGGCUUUUGAGUUCAAGGUCAAACAUGUCACAACUGCACCAAGUCGUCGUCUCCUAGUUUACCGUUGCGAAAUAAUACAUUUAGCUUGCAGAGUUUCCUUAAACAUUAGUCUUCAUAUUGAAGAUCUUGUUUAAUAGUAUUCUUUUAGCUUGCUAGAUUUUUUUUAUUUACAUUAUCUGUUACAUUUGAAUCAUAUAACUGCAGGAAAAAUGUUAUGUUUUAGCAUUUUAGUACUGUAUUAAAUGUAUUAUUUCUUGCACGUUUUUAAGGCACUGCGUUAUGUAGUGGCUGGUAUCAAAAAUAAAAAAAAAUAUUUUUGUUUCUGAAAACUCUUUACGUCCAAUUAAUAGCGAUGAGAAUAAAAUGCAAACGUUAUGUAUGUAUAUUUUCAAACAUCUGUCUUCGCAUGAAAAGCAACUUCGCAGCAAGGUUCCAACGUAACAAGUACAAGGUUAAGAUGCCAAAAAGAUUAGUAUGCUUUGAUGCAUAGGAGAGGAAAAGAGCGAAAGAAUAUUUUAUUAGAGUACUUGGAGCUUAAUUCAGUAUAAUACCCUGCCAGAAGUAUGUAUAAUUAAAACACAUUGGUUUAUGUAAAUUUUACAUGAUCGCACAUUAUUAUGAAGAAAAAAAUAUCAAUUGUAAAAAAUUAAUGUACCCUCUGCCACUCAAACUUCAUGACACAAACUUAUGAUAGUAUGUCAGUGUCCCCAGAAGGAUAUAACUGACUAUUCUGACCAAAUUGCAAAACUAUUAUGAAAAAUUAUUAAACUGAUGCCUUCCUUCAAUUCACUUUGAACUCUGCAAGCUUCUAGACGAGAAUGUUGUUGAAACAUGAACGAUGCUGACUGUGAGUAUGUAACAUACUCAAACGGCGUACCACAGAGCGGUUAAAAGGAUAGUCGGCUUGGCAAUGGAAAGAUGAUAUUCGUUUCUCAAUUGGUUCGUUUCUCAAUCCGCUUGUCCUGGCGAAGUUCGCCGUGUAUUGAGUAGGGCGGUCCAGACCUCCCUUUCCCUGGCGACGGACUCCAGCACUACAUUGCUAUACACUACUACACUAUACACUACACUAUACACUACACAGACUCCAGCUCUUCCAUGGGGAAUUUCCAGGCGUUUCCAUGCCAGCCGAGCGACAUCGUCCCACCAGAGUGUUCCUGGGCCACCUCCGGGAUCUUUGCCCAUGACAUCUGCUAUGAAAAUCGAGGACACUGCACCGUGAAUGCGAGGCAAACUAUGAAGGUUGGAUGUGGAACCUUUUUUGGUGAUUGAAUUCAGCAAACCGUUACAUGUCAAGUACGGUCUUACAAUGAACGUAUGGCCCUUGCUCAAGUUGAACAUAUUAUUUUAUCUGUCAGUUGCAGAUUUCACUUACAAUUAUUCUGCAGCUGGUUAACAGACAGAGGCACAUAUGUAAUAAAACAUCCAUUAAUUCAAACAGAUUUUGGUUCUGCGUCUAUAUUAAAAGAAAACUACGAGUACUCUCUGUUAUCACGAAGGCUGUCCGUUGGAGCGACUGCACAUAAUCUUGGUUGUGCAGACCCGAAGAGAGAUGCCAAAAGUGGAUUGUCAUUUUCAGUUGUAAAAUUGAGAAAAAACUGUAGUGUUAAUAACGUGUGCUGGUAUUUAACGAGCGUCAUCUUAAGCCGGGUCUUACGCCUGAGCCGUCGAGCAGCGCCAGAUGUUUGCGUGCAACUGACUUGAACAUAUACGUAUCUCUCUCUCCAAGCAAGUUGAGCAAACUGAUCGCUCAGAGUGGAGGCAGAUUCUUCCGAUUUCAAGCGAUCUGCUCAGCGAUUUUGUUGAUCGCUCAGGUGUGGAGUGGGCUUUAGAGGGGAGAAGAGAGAAGGUGGGGGGGGGCAGUGCUUGGUUAUUCCUGCGAUAUUUCUCUGCAACCUCUGUAGGUUACCUACAACUGGAAGUCUGAAUGCCGAAUCGCGAUUUGGGUUAUUGCUCUCGUGCCACUUGCAAAUGCUUAUAUUCUUGCAAUAAUUUCACGGCUGUCAGUGUGUAUGUUGAUGACAAAUAAUAAUUCGUAGCCUGUUCUGUAGCUCAGAUUGACUCUUCCUUGGACAAAUUGUUCUUCUGUCAGAUAAUUUAAAUGACACAAGACGUUAGGUCUCAUUGCGGCUUAUUUUGUAAUAAUUUAUUUCGUUUAUAUUUUUAGUGGCAAAUAUUUAGUUGCCUGUGUAGAUAAUUUCUGAAAUAACAAGAUGCUUUUUUUCCUCUUGUUAUUUUUAUUUAUUUUUUUGCCACUAACUUAUUUGGAACCUUUGCAUGAGGCACUGCAAGCGUUUUAGAGAAUCCAAAUUACAGCGGUUUUGUUCACGUGAAUAAAAUGUCGUAAAAUUGUAAAGAAAACUUAUCCAUAUGAACCUUCUCUGUGUUAUACUGUAAAAUAAAAAUGAAUUAGGAAUUCACGAAUAUCAUUCCUAGGAUGUCCUCCACUGCCUUUUUCUCCACUUCUCAGACGUUGAGCACUUACAUUGACAAUGACAAUUACGGCAACAACUCUAUAUCCUUUAUUUUUCCUUAUUUUUGCCCAAGCCAGUGAAUAGUACAAGUUGUUUUCUUUCCAGUAAGAUUUUUUGUAUUAAUUUGGCUUUUGUACCUGCUGAGAGCCUUCCAAAUUGACUCGUACUUGAGGCAAAUGUGAAACUUGACAAAAUAGUAGCCUGACAAGUGACUUGUGACCCACUCUUAAAGUGCGACCCAUAAGUUAGUGCACGGUUUCCCAAACUCCAGUCCGCACGAUCCAUCCCACUAUGCCACGUGUUUACCAAUUUACUCCCCAUUCAAAUACAAGUAAACUUGUUUCCACGCUACACGCGCCGGAUGAUUGUUAAACACGGUCCCACGUGACACGCACAAAGCAAUUAAGGCUGUUUGCAUUAAUAGAACCGAUUCAAAUUACGGUGAAUUGCUUAUCACAUCACGUGGGGACGUGUUGAGCAAUCAUCGGCACGUGCAGCAUUGAACGAGUUUAAUUUAUUUGAAUUGGGAAGUACAAAGGUACAUGUGAGAGAGACGGAGCGUGGUGUGGCUCGUAAGAUUUUUGAGAAUCCCUGCAUGAGUGGCUGCCAGCAACAUUUAUUGCUAACAAGUCUGUGAGAGAAAACCAUUAUGCAUGAGUUGCUUUGCCUGUCAUGAAAGUCACAUGCUCAAAAAAACCGUGGUAGAUUAAUAAUAAUGAAGCGUUUGCUAACUCUUUUUGGAGAGGGGAAGGAAUUUGGCAUGAAUUAUUAUAUUUUUUUCAAUGUGUGUUUAUUAAAUUUAGAAUUAUAAUGAAAACUAAACAUGUUUUCGAUGGGAAAUGCAAGGUUGAUCCGUGAGGUGCAAAAAUGUUCAUGCAAGUUAAGUUUUCUUUACAAAUUCAACAUGCCCUGAUUUAAAACGUUACACCAUUUGUGCCGUAUUUAGUUAACGGGAAUUCCUUGCAGGGAUUAAAAUGAACAAUAUAACAUUUACCGCAAAAUCGUUUAAUGUAUGUUACACUUGUAUUUUAAUGUGAGCAAAUAUGAAUCGGUAAUCAUCUAAAAGUCUUGUCACUUUAAAGCAUACAUUACAACUUUCAAAAAAUGUAAUCCUUUGUGUGCUCUUCGUAUGUAGAGUAUGAUCGAAAUGCUUGGGUGACAUGGCUGCAGUGUUAUACCAAGUGUGGCACACAAUGCUACCUGUACAAUAGUACGCCUUGAUCAAGUCACCUUUUUUAACGUUAAUCGUCAGUAUGUUAACUCAGUAUACCAAGUACGCAUUGCAGUACAGACUCCUAUGUCUACCUACCAGUAGAUAUACUCAUUCACUUACCCUGCAAGGAUUGCCCCCUCCCCCAGCUAAGAAGUUUAGUUUUUUUUGGUUUGUGAGGUUUUUUUAUUAGCUUUUGAGAAACAGUUGUGGAAAUCCCAUAGAAUCCCCUAAUGAUUAGAGUGUUGUCGUGACAACUGUUAAACCCUGAUCUAAAAUAGCUAAUAGAUAGUUGCGUAAAAUUGGAAGCCCUCAAAUUGAGAGUAUGAAAAUCAUUCUAGAAAUAAAAUACUACUGAAAGAAGGCCGUUUGACCAUACUUCACCACGCUGGUCAUUGGCUGAUAAAUAUACUCAGGUCACCAGGUUCACAGGAAUGUGCACUAAACCACAGUGACCUUGUAAUUAUUAAAGCUUUUUUUACAAUGUGGAAUCCAGUCAUGCCGUUCACUCACGGUGAAGAUGUUUCAGUUUCAUUUAUUUGGUAUAACCCUGUGAGCCAUGCGGCUUUUGACUCGGGUGCAGCUUAACAGACGUCUAUGGGAAUAGAUACAUCUGUGUUCUUAAAAUCUUUCAAAAAAAUCCCUAUAUUCCACGAGACAAUUGAAAGCUGGGAUUUAUUUUUAAUGUUUUUGUUCAUGCAGUGCUUGUUCUGAAAAAAAACUUUGGAAAAUGUAAAAUGCAAAACAAUGGAAGAGGAGAAACAUCAACAAUUCUAAGUGCAGAGGCAUUGACUUGUAAAUGUUGUACAUUAUCGUUAAUGUCAUGUUGUGGUAGUCAGUUUUUGUAAGGCAUGAUGUAUGUCUGUGUGUACUAAUUAUGAACUAAAGUCAGACAUUUGUGUUUUAGAUAACAUGGAAGUUCAGUGCACUGUCUUCCAAUCACCACUUGCUUUUAUGUACAAAAAUAUAUGGUUUUUAAUUUUUGUGCACACAGUAUUUUUGCCCACGUUUUCAUUUUGGGGAUUUUUUUUCUUCUGAUAUAUAUUUUGUGUGUGUGUGUAAUUGUUGUAAGUAUUUUUAAAAUAUUUGCUGCUUCCACAAACAUUUGUAGGAGUUAUAAAACUUUUGAAAUUUAAAAAAAUAAUAAAAUAAGUAAUAAAAAAACA